AUGCGGUGGUUUGAUACGGAGCACAAAAUGCACAUACUGCAGAUAAUCCUGAUGACAGAGAUUUUGAUGAUGCAUUACUCAGCAUUAACACCCGUUGUGUGUCCGAAGGAAUGCUCAUGUGGAAGUAUUUUUGGAUUGAAACCUUACGUCAAAUGUGAUCAUGUUCAGGCAGAAUAUGUUUACAAGGUUAUAGCAGAAAUACCACAGAAUACUGAGGAAAUGCAAAUCAUUGAAGAACUGUUCCAUUCUGAAUCUCAGGGAAGCUUUACAGCCGUUUUUAUUUGUCAGCAAAAAGAAGAUAUACUCAAUUUCCGUUACUUUCAACGAUAUCACGAUUGUCCAGGAAGACACAUUUCAGAGUCUGGUGAUGCUACAGCAGCUGUAAGUAGAGUCUUAGACCUUUGUCAUAAUAAAAUUCAAAAUAUUGAUGAGAGAGCGUUCACCGACGCUUGGAAACUUCGGAUUUUAAAACUGUGUCACAACAAACUAAAACAGCUAAAGAAGAACUUAUUUUUGUCAAACGUUGAACUAGUUUCCUUGUACCUAGAAAAUAAUUUUUUCGAGAAUAUUCCGAUCGUCUCCUUAAAAGUUCUAAAGAAUUUAAAACUCUUAGAUCUAAGUGCUAACAAUAUUCAAUUUAUUCCUUCUCUCAGUGCCUUAUCCUCAAUAAAAUUCUUAUACCUGUCCAAUAAUAAAAUCCGAACAAUUGCGAGCAAUGCCUUUGAUGGUCUGCAGCAUCUUUCAAUGUUGCUGUUGUCAGGGAAUAAAAUCAACAAUCUGCCGGAAGAAAUGUCAAUUCAGUUUCAUUUGAUGGACUUGGGUCAAAUAAUUUUGCAUGACAAUCCGCUAACAUGUAGCUGCCAAAAUUGGUGGUUAAUAUCGUGGCAAAAGAAAAGGUGCAAAUUGCAUAACAACACAAAGGAAUGUGCUCUGAUGUGCUUUCAGAAUGGAACCAGUCUUUUAAUGGAGAAUUUUGAUCUGAAUAACUUAAUUUGUGGUAUGUUUUAA
This is a messenger RNA of Saccostrea cuccullata (small rock oyster), 1008 nucleotides long. RefSeq names its product slit homolog 2 protein-like. Gene Ontology annotation, cellular component: plasma membrane. NCBI's taxonomy places the organism in Eukaryota, Metazoa, Mollusca, Bivalvia, Ostreida, Ostreidae. The record is from RefSeq and is a predicted model, not a curated record. Gene Ontology annotation, molecular function: protein binding. The transcript has 10 exons. The coding region runs from base 1 to 1008 and encodes 335 amino acids.